Acanthosepion pharaonis is the source of this 1734-nucleotide messenger RNA. The record is from the annotation of a GenBank genome assembly. NCBI's taxonomy places the organism in Eukaryota, Metazoa, Mollusca, Cephalopoda, Sepiida, Sepiidae.
AUGCACUGUAUACAUGCGAAAUCUAUGAGCCAACAAGCUCAACAAAAGAAAGCAAAUAAUCUCGGAGCAGAAGGCCUUUCUUUUAAAAGCAUCUUUCUUUCUUCGUUUUUCUUUCUUUCUUUUACCAUUUUCUUAUUCCUUCUAUUUCCUUAUCGUAUAUUUCUUUUCCUCAUUAUUUCUUUCUUUUCCUACUCUUCCUACAAUAUAUUUUACUUCACCUCGUCUUUCUUUUUCUUCUUUCUUUCUUUCUUUCUUUCUUUCUUUCUUUCUUUCUUUCUUUCUUUUAACACAGUCUUCUUCCUUCUAUUUUUCUCAUCACAUUCUUCUUUCUUUUUCUUUCUUUCUUUCUUUCUUUCUUUCUUUCUUUCUUUCUUUCUUUCUUUCAUUCUCUCUUCCCAAUUUCCCUUCUUCGCAAAGAUAUUCCCUUUUCGUCUUCCUAUUUCUCUGACAACUCAGUCUUUCUUUCUUAUAGCUUCUUCCCGAACACCAAUCCAUUUCAAACCUCCGUCUUUCUCUCGGGUUUAUUUCCUUUUACAUUCUCUCUCUCUCUCUCUCUCUCUCUCUCUCUCUCUCUCUCUCUCUAUAUAUAUAUAUGUGUCUUCAAGAUGCGAUGCCGGGAUCUGCCGUAAGAACUUGAAACGGUCUGCCGAUUGCCGCCAAAAAUGUGAGUACUCACCUCGGGGUGCCGUCAUGUGCUCCCGGGUUGUUCAGUUCAUUCUUAAACCCCACACAACUACACAGCCUCACAAAGACAGCGAUCUAUCCAUCUAUCCAUCUAUCUCCUAUCGAUCUGAACAUGUUUUUAUCUAUGUCUUCUCAGUCAUUAUUUAUCUAUCUAUCUAUGUUCUCAAUCAUUAUCUAUCUCCCUUCUCAAUCAUUAUCUUCUCAAUCAUUAUCUAUCUAUCUAUCUAUCUAUCUAUCUAUCUAUCUAUCUAUCUAUCUAUCUAUCUAUCUUCUCCAUCAUUAUCUACCUAUCUACCUAUCUAUCUAUCUAUCUAUCUAUCUAUCUAUCUUCUCAAUCAUUAUCUUCUCAAUCUAUCUAUCUAUCUAUCUAUCUAUCUAUCUAUCUAUCUAUCUAUCUAUCUAUCUAUCUAUCUUCUCCAUCAUUAUCUAUCUAUCUACAUCAUUAUCUAUCUAUCUAUCUAUCUAUCUAUCUAUCUAUCUAUCUAUCUAUCUAUCUAUCUACUCAAUCAUUAUCUAUCUGUCUAUCUAUCUAUCUAUCUAUCUAUCUAUCUUCUCAAUCAUUAUCUAUCUACCUAUCUUCUCAAUCAUUAUGUAUCUAUCUUCUCCAUCAUUAUCUAUCUAUCUAUCUAUCUAUCUAUCUAUCUAUCUAUCUAUCUAUCUUCUCAAUCAUUAUCUUCUCAAUCUAUCUAUCUAUCUAUCUAUCUAUCUAUCUAUCUAUCUAUCUAUCUUCUCCAUCAUUAUCUAUCUAUCUACAUCAUUAUCUAUCUAUCUAUCUAUCUAUCUAUCUAUCUAUCUUCUCAAUCAUUAUCUAUACUAUCAAUAUGUGCAAAUAUAUUGAUAAAUAGGGAAUUAUUCUUUCUUUCCUCGAUUUCAUUCUGUCUAUUCGACUCUCUCUCUCUCUCUCAAUCUCUCACUCUCUCACUCUCUUUCUCUCUCUCUCUCUCUCUCUCUCAAUCUCUUUCUCUCUCCCUCUCUCUCUCUUUCUCUCUCUCUCUCUCACACUCUCAAUCUCAUGCUUUGCGGAAAAUAAGGAGAUUUUUUUUCGAUUAA